Molecule: messenger RNA, 2274 nt
Organism: Eremomyces bilateralis CBS 781.70
Lineage: Eukaryota; Fungi; Ascomycota; Dothideomycetes; Eremomycetales; Eremomycetaceae
Product: ADP-ribosylation factor-binding protein-like protein GGA1
Exons: 7
Coding region: 175-2181 (668 amino acids)
Biological process (GO): Golgi to endosome transport; Golgi to vacuole transport; protein transport to vacuole involved in ubiquitin-dependent protein catabolic process via the multivesicular body sorting pathway
Cellular component (GO): trans-Golgi network
Molecular function (GO): ubiquitin binding; phosphatidylinositol binding
Source: RefSeq, a predicted model, not a curated record
GUCGUGAACCCUCACACCCCACGUUGACCUAUCUCAACUUCCUAUCCAAUAUCUCUGGCGCUGCAAUUUGUGCGCGACAGGCUGGCUCCUCACCCUCCGGAGACACCCUCUACAAUAUUCCGCACUCCCCAUUGUGCAUAUCCGUGAGGGUUUCUUCACCACCAGUCGCGUAGUAUGGAGGCCGCAUCAGCCCGGAUGGCCGACCGACUCGGCAGCUGGGCGCAGCCCGGAACCACGCAGUUACAGCGAUCUAUAUUGGAUGCAUGCGAUCCCCAGAACUUCGAGCCGCACCUAGCUCUGAAUCUUGAGAUAUCGGAUAUGAUCAAUGCGAAAAAGGGCAAUGCGCCUCGAGAGGCAGCAGUCGCGAUUGUUCGGUAUAUCAAUCACCGAAACCCCAACGUCUCGAUGCUAGCACUGAACCUCCUCGACAUCUGCGUGAAGAAUUGCGGAUAUCCUUUCCAUUUGCAGAUCUCCACGAAAGACUUCCUUAAUGAACUAGUCCGAAAAUUCCCGGAGAAACCGCCCGUCCAUCCCUCACGGUCCCAGCAAAAGAUCUUGGAGCUCCUCGAAGAAUGGCGAUCGACGAUUUGCCAAACGUCGCGAUACAAGGAGGAUCUCGGCUUCAUCCGGGACAUGCACCGCCUAUUGAGCUACAAGGGGUAUAUAUUCCCAGAGGUCCGGCGAGAAGAUGCCGCGGUGCUGAAUCCGAGCGACAACUUGCGGUCCGCCGAAGAAAUGGAGGCCGAGGAACGGGCAGCGCAGUCGGCAAAGCUACAGGAACUGAUUCGGAGAGGGACGCCUCAGGAUUUGCAGGAGGCCAAUCGGUUGAUGAAAAUCAUGGCUGGAUAUGACACUCGGAAUAAGACAGAUUAUAGGGCAAAGGCGGCGGAGGAGGUGGUGAAAGUGCAGCAAAAGGCCAAGCUACUCGAGGAUAUGCUCCAGGGCCAUCAGAAUGGGGAUAAAAUUACUGAGGGGGAUGUGUUCGAAGAACUCGCAAAUGCACUCAUGAGUGCCCAUCCGAAGAUCCAGAAGAUGUGUGAGGAAGAGUCGGAUGACCACGAGGCGGUCGCAAAGCUACUAGAGAUCAACGACAGCAUCCACCGGACAAUAGAGCGAUAUCGUCUGGUUAAGAAAGGCGACUUGGACGCUGCCAACAAGAUACCCAGGGGAACAUUGGGAACGAGCGGAGCGGGGGUGAAGAAAGGUCCAGACAAUGAGCUCUCGUUGAUUGAUCUUGGCGGACCGGAAGAGAGCAAUCCGCUGGAAGCUGAGGGUUCGAGUUCGGUUCCCGCACCUCCUCCAAAAGCAGGGAAUGCGUUAGAAGAUGAUCUCCUUGGAUUAUCAAUAGGAGAGAGUGAACCCUUUGGCCAAUCCGGGGGCAUUUCUCUCGGCGUAUCAAACGGUUCUGGCAUGCCAGGACCCUCUACAUCCGAUACUACAUCACAAACAGCAGCGCCCGUCACGAGUCCUCCUCCAUCGUCUCAAUAUCAGCCGCCAAGACCUAACUACGAUCCCUUCGGCCUUUCAGCCCCCUCAGCCCCUAUCCAACCACCAUCCAUUACACCUGCCAUAUCCCAAGCGCACCAACAACCCCUAACCAAACCUGCCGACCCCUUCGCCAUCCUCAACCAACCCUCCCACACCCCCCGCCAAAACUCCCCCUUCCAAUUCCAACAAUCCCUCAAAUCCUCCUCGCCCGCCCCCGUCUCCACCGCCUCCAGCACGCUCCUCGACAUCGCCGGAAGCGCCUCCGCACCCGUCCCUGCACCGAGCACGGCGACCGCCGACGACGAAUGGGAGUUCUCCUCCGCCCUCCCCGACCAAGCGGCCGACAUCACCGUGACCAACAGCUUCCUCAACAUCACCUGGAACGUGCGCCGCGAUCCGUCCGCGCCCGACGUGGUGCUCAUCCAGAGCCGCAUAUCGAACAAUGAGGAUAAAGCGAUAACGGGGUUGACGUUCCAGAUAGCUGUGACGAAGAGCUACACCCUCCAACUCGAGAACCAAACCUCCCGCUCGCUCGCACCGCACCAGCAGAAUGGCAUCACGCAGACGAUCCGGCUGCACGGAGCAAAGCCGGGGCAAGCGGGCACGGUGCGCAUGCGGUGGAAGGUAUCAUGCAACAUUCUGGGCCAGACCAGGGAACAGACGGGCGAAGUGUCGAAUCUUGGGAUUUCAUGAGGAUAGCCACGGCACUCCACUCUUAGCGGGCAAUUAUAGGAUCACCCUGGGACUUGGGGCGGGCGGGACGAGCGUUACGGGAUGCUCCGGGGG